AUGGAACUUCAAAAACGCUGCAAAGGGUGCAAAAAAUACCUGACAGUUCCGACUGGGCAUCCUUGUUCCAUCUGUUAUACAGUCAACAGGCCUAAAAAUAGUUCUAACUAUAAUGCCCUGUCUCGAGUACUCCAGUAUAUUGAUGGUUAUGCCAACAGACGAAGCAGUUAUUACUUUGAUGCCGUCCCAUAUGAACAGCCUGUACAAUUUCCAGCAUAUGGAGGUUAUAAUUCUCCACCAGCCUAUGAUUCUGGCUACUAUAGCAUGCAGCCACAGCCACCGCAGCAGCCAUGGUCUUCUCCUACAGCCUAUAGUGAUGCUUAUUAUAGUCCACCACAACAGGCAUUGCCACCUCCACCGGUGUAUGGGAACAGUUAUUAUAACAGCUAUUACCAAGAAUCACCACAAGUGUAUAAGAGAAAGAGGGCAGUGCUGUGUGGUGUGACCUACAAAGGUCAUAGAAGGACGUUAACUGCCAGUAUAAAUAACGUCAGGAGCAUGCACCAAGUAUUGUUGAAAAUGGGAUUCCCAAAUGGUUCCAUUUGCAUCCUCACAGAAGCUAAUCGAAACUACUGGACCACUUUCUUAUGUUUGUUUAGUCAGACCAACGUUCAAACACAUUUAGCUUCCACGAAUGAUAUCGUAUCAUAUCCCAAAAAGUAUCAUAUCAUGGUAGAGCAGUGUUCAAAGUUGACCCGAGUACCUAUAAUUGCAGAAGAGGAACCAUAUGCCAACAGGAUUCCAACAAGACAUAACAUCCUAAUGGCAUUGGAGUGGCUCACCAAAGGUUGCCAAUUUGGAGAUUCAUUGGUCUUCUAUUAUGCAGGCCAUGGGUCCCGCAUGAUCGAUUACAGUGGAGAUGAAAAAGAUGGGUAUGAUGAAGCAUUGUGUCCUGUUGACUAUCGUGUAUCUGGGAAGAUUCUAGAUGAUGAAUUCAAUGCCAUCCUUGUAGAACCAUUACCUCAUGGAGCAACACUUCACAGUAUUAUGGACACUUGCUUUAGUGGAACUCUUCUCGAUCUACCUUUUCUUUGCAGGAUUAAGCGGGGAGGAUUCUAUAAGUGGGAAGAUCACCAUCCAUCUCAUGUUUCAGCGUAUGGGGGUACUAGUGGUGGAAAAGCAAUCUGUAUUAGUGCCUGUGAUGAUGAUCAAUAUUCAGCAGAUACGCCGGUUUUCACCGGCAGUGCUAUUGGUGCAUUGACUUAUAGCUUCAUCCAAACAGUGCAAACUGCACAUAAGUUGACAUAUGGAGACUUACUUGAUAACAUACGCAAAGUAAUUUGUGAAGCUCAACAACGACAAGGCCUAAAUGCUCCAUUUGCAUCUACACCACAGGAGCCUCAAUUAUCUAGUUCAACAAGAUUUGAGAUUUACUCGGAGCCUUUUUCAUUGUAAAAAAGUUGUCACUCUGAACUAAUCAAUCUUACCAAGAAGAGCAUGUAAGCCCACAUGGUGGUUUCAUCCUAAAAUUAAGUGGGAAUAGGGCUAGUCAUCAAACUUAUAUGCAGGCUUAGGAAUUUAUCAUGUUUCAGUGUGAGAUUUUGGUUUGUACUCAACACUUGAUUAUAAGAAGUAGUUACCAUAGACUACAAAGCCUUCCCUUUCCGGAUCAAAAAACUUUCAAUUUCUAUAAGCAUAAACGUGUUCUA
Messenger RNA from Erigeron canadensis, 1649 nucleotides. RefSeq names its product metacaspase-3-like. Bases 1 to 1395 code for a protein of 464 amino acids. The transcript is spliced from 5 exons. Gene Ontology annotation, biological process: proteolysis. The record is from RefSeq and is a predicted model, not a curated record. Gene Ontology annotation, molecular function: cysteine-type endopeptidase activity. Lineage: Eukaryota; Viridiplantae; Streptophyta; Magnoliopsida; Asterales; Asteraceae.